This is a messenger RNA of Gilbertella persicaria, 1554 nucleotides long. RefSeq lists its product as uncharacterized. The transcript is spliced from 2 exons. The record is from RefSeq and is a predicted model, not a curated record. Lineage: Eukaryota; Fungi; Mucoromycota; Mucoromycetes; Mucorales; Choanephoraceae. Bases 1 to 1554 code for a protein of 517 amino acids.
AUGGAACCUCCUCUAAAGACAACUACAGUUAAAGGUUUUAUUACCGGCAUUGAGUGGAAAACAAGAUACAUUCCAAGUUUCAAAUCUCUUGUACUUAAAGUACAUACUCUCGUAACACAUACUUAUGCACUUUUGAAGUAUAUUUUUACGCAAGAACUUGAAAACAACAUGGAUUUUGCUUUACAGGACCUUGCCAAUGUUGAUUUCUUUAGAGAAGUCUUUAUUUCACUACUUGAUAACUAUAAACCAGAUAAAGCAAAACGAAAAGAAAAAGCAAGAAGUUACAAGGAACGUAUCAAUAAGCAUCGAGAUACCUUUUGCCAACUCGCCUCUUAUGUUCCAAUCAAACUGAAAUAUGCGCAACAAAUAGGAAGCUAUGAAGCUACGAAAAUCCACACUGCAUACAUGAAUGGCGUCGCUCUUCAUUUCGAGAACAGAUUGCGUAUGUUUUUGAACCUACUGUUAAAGAAGCAGGAAAGAAUUGGCGCUUUGAAAAGUGAAAUGAAAAAGAAAAAUUGCACAGAAAGCGAAAUCUCUACUGCAGUCAAAACCAUAGCAAGCCAGUGCACCAAAGUAAAAAUGAACAUCUCUCUGAGGAACAUCACUGAAUUGCCAGCACAUCUUUUUAACUUACGAGAAGUCGGCAUCCUUCAACAGUUUUUUGAUUGCUACCCUUCUGACACUCACUUCAAGAAGAAUUCUAUUUAUUAUGAUUAUGGUGUUGCCGUAUCUAUUUUGAAGCAGACCUAUGACAGUAAGAAGAAAGGUUCUGGAGGCGGCAUGCGAAAUGAUAAGAAGAUAGAAGAAGACAUUGCUUACAUAGAAAGUCUGUCGCAAGAAAAAUUUCAAGAAAGAACUUACAAAAAUAAUUGUGUUUUAAUUGACCUCGGACGGCGUGAUAUGUUGUUCUGUAUGCACGAAAGCAGUACCGUUGAAAAGAAAAGAACUUACCGUUAUAUGAGAAAUCAAAGGAACAUGGAAACAAAAACAAGAAAAUUCAUGAAACUUUGUGAAAGACUGAAACCAGAGGCCGUAAGCAAUGCAGAAGCAAUUCUUUCACUUUUAAAGUCAUCCAAAGUCAUAAAAGAUCAAUACGUAGAAUAUAUAAGACAGAAAGCUACCGUGACUCAAGUUCUUCAGGAAUACUACUCGAAUGAAGACUUACCUUUAGAAGAACGUAACACUAAUAUGUUACCAUUUCGAAAGCUAAAACUAUCAAGCUACAUUAAUCGACAGCAAUCUGACAAACGUCUUUGUAAGAAUAUCAGAAAAAACUUUGGCAACGAUGCUGUUAUUGUUAUUGGUAACUGGUCUGCGGGGAAUGUCAAGUUCCAUGAACCGAUUAGAGGAGUUGGCAUGAGAAGAAUGCUUCAAAAAGAAGGUUUUCUGGUACACCUGAUUGAUGAAUUCAAAACAUCCAGUAUAUGCCCGGUAUGUAAAGGUGAUGUAGAAACUUUCAAAGAAAUCGUGAAUCCAAGGCCCUUUAGAAGGGAAAAAUAUCCAACCGUAAAACGUCAUGGUCUUUUAAGAUAUGAAACUUUUAAUUAUGCUUAG